AGGCAGUGGUGCAUCUGCCCAGCAGUGGCAACUCUCAUUCGGCGGACCAGCGCUUGACGGAACGGAUGUGUGCGUGAUCGGAGAUCUAGGCACCCAGAGAUCGUAUCAGAUCAGAUCAGAUCAGAUCAGAUCGGUACAUCCGCGAGAUAUAAACAGAUACUAUACGGAUAAUCAGUUCGCACUUGGCCGGAAGAAGGUGGCAAUUGAGACAACUCAACGCUUUCUGCCAGGCGCAAUAGAAAAACAAAUAAAAGAAGUUCAAGUCAAUCAAUCAGCUAACAACAGAGAAUCAAAAACAAAAAGAGAUCGAGCAAAUUUUCGCCAGUCAACGCGAUCGGGCCAUAAAAACAAUUCGAAGCGAAGCAGGCGAAAAAAACGAGAAUUAAUUUCCCAUUCGAUUCACAAUCUCGAUCUCGAUUCUGAUUGACAACUGCGAAAAGCUGCGGUGGAUUUUCGCACCCCAAAUAGAGACCACUUCAUCUUAAUUUUUUUUGCAGUGCACAAAGUGAGUGAGUGUUUGAGUGAAAGAGUGUUUGUGUGUGGGUGCAAUAAUCAAAUUUGACAACUGCGCGAAAAACGUACGAGAUCAAAACACCGCAGACAAAACAAAUCAAGCCGGAAUAAAUGGAAUAAAUGGGCCAAGAACUCGCCGCGAUUUCCUUUCUUCCACUGUGAGCACCAGAUAUCCAGCUACAUACACCAUAUAUCCACCGAUCCACCGAUCCACCGCUCGCGAUGACGCACCUGAUGGGUCCCACUGAGUGCGCCAGCGCCAUGAUGACCACCUCCAUGCAGUUCCUGGACACCAGCCUUCCGGAUUACAACUGCUACGCCAACGACUACUGGACAUCGCCCUACAUGACCGGCGGACUCAGUCCCAUGAAGCAGAUCGAAGCCUGCAUCCAAACGGCUGGCAAGGAUCGCAGCUCGUACAAGCCGCUGGAGCAGAUCGAUGCCAAGUUGGCGGACAUCGAGACGCACAGUACAGGCAGCACCACCAGCACCAGCAGCACCAGAAGCAGUCUGGCCAGCGGCAAUGCCAUCUCGAAUCCCAGCUGCCAGGAUCAGUCGUCGGCAGGGCCGCUGCCACCCGACUAUACCGGCGGCAACAGUGAAGCCUCGAUGGCGCCGACAGCGGGCGGCUCCGCAGCCACAUCGGCAACGGCAGCUGGCGGAGUCAGUGCAUCCGCGGCAGCCAAGAAGUUCAAGGGGCAGCACAAAAAAGACAACAACCACAGUGCGGAGCACGGUACAGUGAAGCCCAGCAGCCAUAGCAUCAGCAAAGGGGAAGCGGAGCCAGUGCAUCCAUCGCUCGCCCAGGCCAUUGUGGUGCUGGAGACGAAGGCGCUGUGGGAUCAGUUCCACGCCCAGGGCACCGAGAUGAUCAUCACCAAGACGGGCCGCCGCAUGUUCCCCACCUUCCAGGUGAGGAUCGGCGGCCUCGAUCCCCACGCCACCUACAUCUGCAUGAUGGACUUUGUGCCCAUGGACGACAAACGCUAUCGCUACGCCUUCCACAACUCCUGCUGGGUGGUGGCCGGCAAAGCGGAUCCCAUUUCCCCGCCCAGGAUCCAUGUGCAUCCCGACUCCCCUGCCGCCGGCUCCAACUGGAUGAAGCAGAUCGUGUCCUUCGACAAGUUGAAGCUGACCAACAAUCAGCUGGACGAAAAUGGCCAUAUCAUUCUGAACUCGAUGCACCGCUACCAGCCGCGAUUCCAUCUGGUGUACCUGCCGCCGAAGAACGCGUCCUUGGAUGAGAACGAGCACUCCAGUCACUUUCGCACUUUCAUCUUUCCGGAAACGAGCUUUACGGCCGUAACUGCCUACCAGAAUCAGCGGGUGACACAGCUGAAGAUCUCCAGCAAUCCAUUCGCCAAAGGCUUUCGGGACGAUGGCACCAACGAUGUAACAACUGGCGGUGGCAGCAGCAUGUCCUCCAUGAGCCACGAAAGCCAGGCGCGCAUGAAGCAGCAGCAGCAGCAGCAACAGCAGCAGCAGCAGCAGCAGCAGCAGCUGCAGCAGCAGCAACUCAAGGAGCGAACGGCGGCCAGCAGCAGCUUUGGCCUGAGUUGCAGCGAACUGGCCAUUGAGCAGCAGCAGCAGCAGCAGCAGCAACAGGGAGUCCUGCAGCUGCCGGCCACGCCCUCCAGCAGCUCCACCUCCGGCAACUCACCCGACUUGCUGAGCUACCAGAUGGAGCAGCAGCUGCAGCACCAGCAGCAGCAGCAGCAACAGCAGCAGCAGCAGCAGCAACAGCAGCAGCAACACCAGUCCCAGCAGCAACAUCUCCACCAGCAACACCAGGCGAACCAGCAGCAGUCGCUGCUCCAACAGAGCCAGAACCACACGCAAUAUGGCAGCUACCAUCACGCGUACCAGGCACAGGUGCAGCAGCCCCAUCCUCUGACGCCGCACUCCAGCAGCUCCGCAUCCCCGCCAGCCACUGCCGCGGCGGCAGCUGGUGCAGCUGGUGCAGCAACAAGCGCAGCAGCAGCCGCAUCUGCAGCAGCGGGCACAGGAGCUACGUCCGCCACACAAGUGAUGACUGCGGCCAACAUCUACUCGAGCAUUGGGCAACCAUAUGCCCAGGAGCAGAGCAACUUCGGUGCGAUCUACCACCACAAUGCCGCCGCUGCUGCGGCCGCCCACUAUCACCAUGGUCAUGCCCACGGCCACGCCCACGGCCACGCCCACAGCCACGCCCACGGCCCUUAUGCCAGCGCCUACGACAAGCUGAAGGUGUCGCGUCAUGCGGCAGCCGCCGCCUACGGAAUGGGCGCCACCUAUCCAAGUUUUUACGGAUCGGCGGCCCAUCACCAGAUGAUGCGGCCGAAUAGCUACAUAGAUCUGGUGCCACGCUAAGGUCAAAAUCGGAGUAACCAGGUCAAACUAAACCCAGUUGAUGGUGGAUCAGAUAUCCUAUGAUUUAACACUUAGCUUGCCUGUAAAAAUGAUUAAAUGUAACAACUUAAAUACACCUAGACUACGUCAUCAUAGCGAGAGCUAUAUAAAUCUCAUGCCUAAGAUUCGUUCUAAAAUCAAGAAUCUAUUUCCAAAGUGUUUCCAAGCGAAAAGCCUUUAAAGUUGCCAAAACCAAAAAAAACCAAAACAAAAUAAGUAAGUUUAAGCCAAAAUAAUAAGAAGAGGAAAUAUUUGUUAGAAAUCGUAAUUUUUAAGAAUUCAAAUACCUAGAAUCUUACUUAUCACUGAAAUCCAAGUUAGAAGGAUUUAAUUCUUGAUUUUAGAAUUAAUUUUGUUGGUCCGUGCAGGAUUCAAGUAUUAGCAGCCAGAAAACCAAAUAUAAAUGCAACAAGUAUUAC
This is a messenger RNA of Drosophila erecta, 3320 nucleotides long. RefSeq names its product T-box transcription factor TBX2-A (gene org-1). Gene Ontology annotation, molecular function: RNA polymerase II cis-regulatory region sequence-specific DNA binding; DNA-binding transcription factor activity, RNA polymerase II-specific. Lineage: Eukaryota; Metazoa; Arthropoda; Insecta; Diptera; Drosophilidae. Bases 736 to 2862 code for a protein of 708 amino acids. The transcript has 7 exons. Gene Ontology annotation, biological process: cell fate specification; regulation of transcription by RNA polymerase II; positive regulation of DNA-templated transcription. The record is from RefSeq and is a predicted model, not a curated record. Gene Ontology annotation, cellular component: nucleus.